Molecule: messenger RNA, 4236 nt
Organism: Molossus molossus (Pallas's mastiff bat)
Lineage: Eukaryota; Metazoa; Chordata; Mammalia; Chiroptera; Molossidae
Gene: SORCS1
Product: sortilin related VPS10 domain containing receptor 1
Exons: 25
Coding region: 170-3775 (1201 amino acids)
Biological process (GO): post-Golgi vesicle-mediated transport
Cellular component (GO): membrane; Golgi apparatus
Molecular function (GO): protein binding
Source: RefSeq, a predicted model, not a curated record
CCAGCCUGGGCGAGCGGCCGCCACCUGCCCGGCGCCGCCUCCACCCGCCCCGCCGCUGCCCAACUUGGAUGGAGUUGCGGUCCUGAGCCCUUGUCUCCCACAGCCGGCCAGCGGAGAGCCCCGCGCGGCCACCUCCGGUCUGGGACCCCCUCCACUGCUCUCCGCCGCGAUGGGAAAAGUUGGCGCCGGCGGUGGCUCCCCACCCGGGCUGAGCGCGCUCCUCGCCGGCGCUGGGCUCUUGGUCUUCUGCGCCCCGGGAGCCUGCGGCGGCGGCUCCUGCUGCCCCCAGCUGCACCCCAGCUCGGGCCCACGCUGGGUUCCGACCCCAGGGGGCUCCCUUCACCAGGGGCCGCGAGGCAGGGCUCCUGCCACGCCCACGCCCCUCCUUGGGCGCCCCCUGUUCACAGUGUCCCCCGGAGACCGAGCGCUGUCCCUGGAGCGGGCCCCGGGCACUGGGGCGUCCGUGGCGGUUGCUCCGCGCUCCGGCCGGAGGAGAAGGAGUGGAGCGGAUCAGGAGAAGGCAGAGCAAGGUGAGGGCUCAAGUAGAAGCCCCCGAGGAGUCCUAAGGGAUGGAGGGCAGCAGGAGCCCGGGACUGUGGAGCAGGACCCGGACAAAGCCACUCGCUUCCGGACGGAGGAGCUGAAACUGACCAGCACCACGUUCGCGCUGACCGGCGACUCUGCACAUAACCAAGCUAUGGUCCACUGGUCUGGCCACAACAGCAGCGUGAUUCUCAUUUUGACCAAGCUCUACGACUAUAACCUGGGGAGCAUCACCGAGAGCUCGCUGUGGAGGUCAACCGACUAUGGAACAACCUAUGAGAAGCUGAAUGAUAAAGUUGGGUUGAAAACAAUUUUAAGCUAUCUCUACGUGUGUCCUACCAACAAGCGCAAGAUUAUGUUGCUCACGGAUCCGGAGAUCGAGAGCAGUUUACUGAUCAGCUCAGAUGAAGGAGCGACCUACCAGAAGUACCGGCUGAACUUCUACAUCCAGAGCCUGCUUUUCCACCCCAAGCAGGAGGACUGGAUCCUGGCAUACAGCCAAGACCAAAAGUUAUACAGCUCAGCUGAAUUUGGGAGAAGGUGGCAGCUGAUCCAGGAAGGGGUUGUCCCAAACAGGUUCUACUGGUCCGUGAUGGGUUCGAACAAGGAACCGGAUCUCGUGCAUCUCGAGGCCAGGACUGUGGAUGGUCACUCGCAGUACCUGACCUGCCGUGUGUGGAACUGCACUGAGGCCAACAGGAGCAGACCCUUCCCCGGCUACAUCGACCCCGACUCCCUGAUUGUGCAGGACGAUUACGUGUUUGUCCAGCUGACGUCAGGAGGUCGGCCGCAUUACUACGUGUCCUACCGAAGGAAUGCGUUUGCCCAGAUGAAGCUACCCAAGUAUGCCUUGCCCAAGGACAUGCACGUCAUCAGCACGGACGAGAACCAAGUGUUUGCAGCGGUCCAAGAAUGGAACCAGAACGACACCUACAACCUCUACAUCUCAGACACCCGGGGCGUGUACUUCACCCUGGCCUUGGAGAAUGUCCAGAGCAGCCGAGGCCCUGAGGGCAACGUCAUGAUCGACCUGUAUGAGGUAGCAGGCAUAAAGGGGAUGUUCUUGGCUAACAAGAAGAUUGACAACCAGGUGAAGACCUUCAUCACGUAUAACAAAGGCAGAGACUGGCACUUGCUGCAGGCGCCCGACGUGGACUUAAGAGGCGACCCUGUGCACUGCCUAUUGCCUUAUUGCUCACUACACCUUCACCUUAAGGUCUCUGAGAAUCCCUACACCUCGGGGAUCAUUGCCAGCCGAGACACAGCACCCAGCAUCAUAGUGGCUUCAGGCAACAUAGGUUCCGAAUUGUCAGACAGCGACAUCAGCAUGUUUGUCUCUUCAGACGCAGGGAACACGUGGAGGCAGAUCUUUGAAGAAGAGCACAGUGUUCUGUAUCUGGACCAGGGCGGGGUCCUGGUUGCUAUGAAGCACACGUCUCUCCCCAUUCGACAUCUCUGGUUGAGUUUUGAUGAAGGGAGAUCUUGGAGCAAAUACAGUUUCACAUCUAUUCCCCUUUUUGUGGAUGGGGUUCUGGGUGAGCCCGGGGAAGAGACCCUAAUCAUGACAGUGUUUGGACACUUCAGCCACCGCUCGGAGUGGCAGCUGGUCAAAGUGGACUACAAGUCCAUCUUCGACAGACGCUGUGCCGAGGAGGACUACAGACCUUGGCAACUGCACAGCCAGGGGGAAGCAUGCAUCAUGGGAGCGAAAAGGAUAUAUAAGAAGCGGAAAUCGGAGCGGAAAUGCAUGCAGGGAAAAUAUGCAGGAGCGAUGGAGUCGGAACCCUGUGUCUGCACAGAGGCUGAUUUUGACUGUGACUAUGGUUACGAGAGACACAGCAACGGUCAGUGCCUGCCAGCAUUUUGGUUCAAUCCGUCUUCUCUGUCCAAAGAUUGCAGCUUGGGACAGAGUUACCUCAACAGUACUGGGUAUAGGAAGGUGGUUUCCAAUAACUGCACGGAUGGCGUGAGAGAACAGUACACGGCCAAACCACAGAAGUGCCCGGGGAAGGCCCCGCGGGGGCUCCGCAUCGUCACUGCGGACGGGAAGUUGACAGCGGAGCAAGGGCACAACGUCACCCUCAUGGUGCAGCUGGAGGAGGGCGACGUCCAGAGGACAUUCAUCCAAGUGGACUUCGGAGACGGCAUCGCGGUGUCUUAUGUCAACCUGAGCUCCAUGGAAGAUGGGAUCAGACACGUCUAUCACAACGUGGGCAUUUUCCGAGUGACCGUGCGGGUGGACAACAGCCUCGGGUCGGACAGCGCCGUCCUGUACUUACAUGUAACGUGUCCCCUGGAGCAUGUGCACCUGUCUCUUCCCUUUGUCACCACGAAGAACAAAGAGGUCAACGCGACGGCGGUGCUGUGGCCCAGCCAAGUGGGCACCCUCACCUACGUGUGGUGGUACGGCAACAACACGGAGCCCUUGAUCACCUUGGAGGGCAGCAUAUCGUUCAAGUUCACGGCCGAAGGGAUGAACACCAUCACAGUGCAGGUCUCCGCUGGCAACGCCAUCCUGCAGGACACCAAGACCAUCGCGGUGUAUGAGGAAUUUCGAUCUCUGCGCCUGUCCUUUUCCCCCAACCUGGACGACUACAACCCGGACAUCCCUGAGUGGAGGAGGGACAUCAGCCGAGUCAUCAAGAAGUCCCUGGUGGAAGCCACCGGGGUUCCAGGCUCCCACAUCUUGGUGGCGGUGCUCCCGGGCCUGCCCACGGCCGCUGAGCUCUUUGUCUUGCCGUGUCAGGAUCCCACAGGAGAGAACAAGCGGUCCCCUGAGGAUCUGGAGCAGAUAUCAGAACUACUGAUCCACAAGCUCAACCAAAACUCAGUGCACUUCGAGCUGAAACCCGGCAUCCAAGUCCUGGUCCAUGCAGCCCACUUGACAGCAGCCCCACUGGUGGACCUCACGCCCACCCACAGCGGAUCCGCCAUGCUGAUGCUGCUCUCCGUGGUGUUUGUGGGGCUGGCUGUGUUUGUCAUCUACAAGUUUAAAAGGUAUGCAUCCCUCCAUCCAUGUCCCCCCGCCCUCUCCCUUCUCCGUGGCAGGUUCAGAAGCAUGUGCCGCCGUGACGUGCAUCUCCCGUGCCUAGCAGUGAUGCUUUCUGUUAAUGUUUUAGGAAGAUUCCGGGGAUUAAUGUUUAUGCCCAGAUGCAAAAUGAGAAAGAACGAGAGAUGGUCAGUCGAGUCAGUGCCACUGAAAGCAGGCCCCAUAUGUCUCAGACUGAGCUGAGGAGGCCUGGCCAGCUGGUAGAUGAGAAGGUGGAAUCACAGCUCAUAGGUAAAUGAUUCCCAGUAGCUGUCAGGUCUUCGGCCUGAGUAGUCAAUGGCUGCCUCUCUCUCUAACACCUUUCUGGCUUGACGUGCCUACUGUUGUCUGCUCUAACAUCCCUGAAGGAAACAGCUAAGGGCCUCUUUCCCUGCUUCUUCCCACUGGAACGAGGGAAAAAACCUUCUUGCUCCUGUCUAGUGUUUUUCUUUCUCUCAUGAGUGUGCUUGUCCUUUUGCAGAAACCCCUGCUGAAAUGUGGGGCUUCAGGUUCUUGGGCAAAGAGCACAGCAUUUGCUCUGACAAUAUGACAGUGCUCAGGAAGGGCAGGCCUCAGGCUGGCUCUGGGUCGGGCGGGCCAGGCGGGUUUGAGGGAUGGGGUACGUAACGUCUGGAGCAAAGUGUGGGAGCCUCAUCUUGAGUCAG